Molecule: messenger RNA, 1206 nt
Organism: Naegleria fowleri
Lineage: Eukaryota; Heterolobosea; Eutetramitea; Acrasida; Naegleriidae
Exons: 2
Coding region: 1-1206 (401 amino acids)
Source: RefSeq, a predicted model, not a curated record
AUGACCGAUAUAGGACCAGUUAAAGUUCAGCCCAUGCUGGACAAAAUUUCGACACUCAUCAUAACACAAACAAUAUUAACGCCCUCCACAAACAACGGAACUCUUGAGUCUGAUCCUUACUUGAGGAAAACCCUUGUACAGCUUCCUCAAGAAAAGUGGUCCUUAUCCAAAAUGGAUAUUAAUACAACAAAAUUUGCCUUGGAAAGCAUUGGGAUAGUUGAUUGUUUUGAAGGGGUAAUAAGGUACAACAAAACCAACACCAACAGCGUGAUAACACCAAAGAAAUUUUUGGACAUUCUGAAAGUAACAGGAGAACCACUUCCAUACCGAGUACUGUUUAUCGAUAACGACAUCAACAAUAUAAAAAGCGCCAAGGAGAUCGGAAUUUCAACAUGUCAUGUAGUGCAAGGUUCCAACGGAGUGCCUCAUCCGAAUACUGUAGAUUUUCAAAUAGAUACAGUCUAUCAUGUACAGACCGACUUGAAAGAACUGAAAAAUUUUAAACGACAAGGAGAAAGUGAUGAGGAACGAGGUAGCCCUUUAGCAGUAAGAAAUGAUAUUGUGAAUACGAAAUCAAAACUUGUUUCAAACAGUAGUACAAACCUGGACAAACGACAUAUGGUUUCUUCCACUCUCUUGCAAGAAGAUCUUCCUUUAAAACCAAACCCCAUCCAAAGACCCUCUCCGAUUGUUAAUAAGGUUUCUCCAACCCCACCUGAGGUGUUUGAAAUUCCAAGUUCAAUACCACCAGACAAAAAAACUCCCCUUGAGAAAAUCAAACUGAACUCGAUAGAUCCCUCAACUUCAAGUAACUUUAAUAAUACAAAUAUAGGAGUGCGAAGCAGUGUGGCGUCGGAAAGCUCUUCGAGCAAUACUCCAAAGAAAAAGAAGAAACGGAAAAAGAAGGAAAAAGAACCCAAAGUUUCUGAUGGAGCAGGAGAUGAUAGUGGGACUGAAAAAAAGAGAGUGAAACAACUGCCACCUCUGCAAACGACACCAAAUGGUCUUAAUCAUGUCAUUGAUGAUUCUUUCCCCAAACAAAAGCAAGCUGAAAUUUCAAAUACAAGCGAACUAUUGAAAGAUUUAAAUUUGGAUGAAGCACAAGGAAAGAAGAAGCUUAAUCCUUUACCUUUCAGAAGGCCAGACGAUGACCCUUUUUCCAUUCAAAACAAUAACAAGAAAGCUUAUUCAGAAUUAAUGUUUUAA